This is a messenger RNA of Effrenium voratum, 1324 nucleotides long. Lineage: Eukaryota; Dinophyceae; Suessiales; Symbiodiniaceae. The record is from the annotation of a GenBank genome assembly.
AGCUGUGUGAGCUCUAAGCGGCACAGCGUGUUUUAGCUUGGAACUGUCCAUGCCGUGCUUCCCGAAGCUUACUAAGAAGGCGAAGUCGGUCAAGGUUUCUGACAGCGGCAGCGACUCCGAAACACUGGAUUGCGGGAGAACAACUGGACAGGAGGGACCUGAGAGACUGUUCAGUGAUGUGGAAAGUGCCCAAGACAAGCUGGUUGGAGUUAUAGUCACCAUUUUCGCUGAUUCAUCCUACGACGAGAACUUCCGAGAAGUCCGUCCUGAAACUGUGACAGGCGAGAGAGUGUCCACAUACUCCCUGGACUUGAGCGAAGCUGGAUUCCUCCAAGACUAUUUGUCGAGCGGCUCAGCUCCUUCUGGCUCUUGGGCCAGAUUGGUAGAAGACAUUCGCAGCGUACCGGCUGACAGUGUGACAUUGAAUUGGGAGUGCUGUGGGGCUUGCGACGACGGGGGCUUCCACACAAGCGGUUUCCGGCAGCGGAGACGUACGCCAAGCCCAAACCCAAGUCCCACGAUUUGCCUGAUCAGCUUUGCUUUGCGCAGUGGCUUCACCGUUAUGUGCUCAGACUUCAGUCUGAAGGCUCUCAUUGCUGAGUGGUCAGAAGAGCUCUUGGGUCCCAACCCCUUUGUGCGCCUCUCAUGUGAAUGCGAUAAUCAGUUUCAGCUGGAGUUCUUUCCUGAGAACUUGAAGGACAGCGAAGUGCCGCAGCAGCUUCAAGUCGUGGGAGAGCUUUGCGCAAAGGAUGGCAAAGCAGUGGUUGGUGCGCUUGGUGGCACCAUCCUCUACACCAUCAAUCCCAGGAGACGAGCCACGGAUGCCUACGAGCUGAAGGUUCUUACAGUGGUAAGCCAAUGGCCUGGUGGCGAUAUGCCGGAGGCAAUGCGUUGCGAGACCGUGAGGGGCGACCUGAGGAAGACAGGCGCUGCAGGCCACGUGGCCGUCACAUAUCCAUCUGGCGGGCAGCUUGUCACCAGCAUGGGCCACUGGAUUGAGCUGACGCGCAUUGACACCUCGCUAGAAUCCAUUAUGCAGGUUGCUGCGCACAACUUUGGCGCCGAGGAAGUGUCCAAGCACAGGGUCGCUUUGAGCCAGGCACGCACGGAGGGCGAGCGCCAGGCCUGCAUCCAGAAUCUGAGCAAGCAGAUGAUCCAGAAAUCCGUCCCCUCCAAAAUGAAAGCCCGAACCAAGUUCUGAUCUCAGCGGCUUCUUGUACAGAGGCUCACCUUUGCUGAUUUGGUUUGUUUGCACUGCUGUUUCCAAAGCUUCAUGUACAGUGGGAGCUGCACUUCUGCGUUGACAUUGCAACAUGCAACGUGG